Messenger RNA from Lucilia sericata (common green bottle fly), 853 nucleotides. RefSeq names its product trypsin-like. Gene Ontology annotation, biological process: proteolysis. Bases 34 to 798 code for a protein of 254 amino acids. The transcript has a single exon. The record is from RefSeq and is a predicted model, not a curated record. Gene Ontology annotation, molecular function: serine-type endopeptidase activity. Lineage: Eukaryota; Metazoa; Arthropoda; Insecta; Diptera; Calliphoridae.
CGUUAAAAUUAUUCCCAUAGUCUUUCCUACAACAUGUUCCGCUUCAUAGUCUUAUUCGCUUUAAUCGGUUGUGCCUUCGCUGCCUCUAUACCCGAAGAAUUGGAUGGUCGCAUAGUAAAUGGUGUUGAUACCACUAUACAGGCUCAUCCCUAUCAGGUGUCUUUGCAAACCAAUAGUGGUUUCCAUUUCUGUGGCGCUUCCAUCAUCAGCGAGGACAUUAUUGUAACAGCCGCCCAUUGUAUGCAAAAAUACAAAGCUCAUGAGUUUAAAGUACGUCUUGGUUCUACUGCUUACAAUACUGGAGGUGAAUUGGUUGCUGUCAAGUCAUUCCGCAGUCAUGAAGGUUACAAUCCCAAAACUAAAGAGUACGAUGUAGCUGUCAUUAAAAUGGCCACGCCUGUACGUGAAUCCUCCAAAAUCCGUUAUAUUAAAUUAGCCGACAAGACACCUGCUACUGGCACUACGGCUGUUGUUACUGGUUGGGGUUCCAAAUGUUUCCUGCUAUGCACUAAAGCUCCUACCGUUUUACAAGAAGUCGAAGUUGAUAUUGUGGAUAGAAAUGUUUGUGCUUCCAGUGAAUAUAAAUAUGGUGAUCAAAUCAAGGAAACUAUGUUGUGUGCUUAUGCUCUCAAAAAGGAUGCUUGCCAAGGUGAUUCUGGUGGCCCAUUGGUGGCUCAAAAUAAAUUGGUUGGUGUGGUUUCCUGGGGUAAUGGUUGUGGACGUAUUGCUUAUCCUGGUGUUUACUGUGAUGUUGCCUCUGUACGCAGCUGGAUCGAAAAGACCGCUAGAGAUUUAUAAAUUUCUUGAUGAUUUUGUGUUUUAAAUAAAUUUACUUUAAUGUCCAGAAUUAAAA